UUUGAUACUUUACGGUGGUUCGGAAACUCGUACCUGACGUUUCGGUUGUCCAAAGGUAACAGUAACCUGUUGCAUUUUUUUUUUUGGUAAUAGUGGAAAGUGUAGUGAAGACCAGCCAACAUAUCCGAUAUUAAGUUUAAAUGCUGUUAAACGAGUGUUUAAAAUUGUACAUUUAUUAACGGAUAUAACUACACGGCAAACUUGUAUGCAACAAGUGCUUUUUUCGAGUUUUCGUGAAAACACAACAAAAUCAUACUACAUAAUUGCAAACCACCGCUUUGCGGAAAUAAAUAAGGAGUACAUUUGGCUCUUGAAAAGCUUCAUCUUGGACCUCUUAAAAUGAAUACAAUGGAAGGAAAAAACACAGAUCUUUCGCAGAACGAGGAUAACGACGAGGACGAGAAGCUAAGGGAAUUAUCUUUUAGCUUUGUGCGGGGUUCAGAUCCAAGAGCUGCCACAUGUCGAAGCAAACUUCAAAACAGGCGCUGCAAAUUAAACAAAGAGAUAAACAAGGAACUCCGCCUUCGAGCUGGUGCUGAGAACCUCUACAAAGCCACAUCAAAUCGUAAACUGCGGGACACAGUUGCCUUAGAACUCAGCUUCGUCAAUUCAAAUUUGCAAUUGUUAAAGGAGCAGUUGGCUGAAUUGAAUUCUUCGGUGGAAAUCUAUCAAAGCGAAAGUCAUAAUGGAAUAAUGCCUAUGAUACCAUUGGGUCUCAAGGAAACCAAGGAAAUCAAUUUUAUGGAACCGUUUUCGGACUUUAUAUUGGAACACUACAGCGAAGAGCCGUCAAUGUAUAUAGACGCUAUAGCGGAUAUGACAGAUACGAGACAAGCCUCCAAAACCCCAUCACGUGAUGCCCUUGGAGUGGCAUUACUGUUUCGCUACUACAACACAUUGUAUUACGUGGAGCGCCGGUUCUUUCCACCGGAUCGUAAUUUGGGCGUGUACUUUGAGUGGUACGAUUCCCUGACGGGAGUUCCCUCGUGCCAGCGGACAAUCGCCUUCGAGAAGGCGUGCACUCUGUUCAAUCUCGGUGGAAUAUAUACCCAAAUUGGGGCUCGACACGAUCGCACCACCGAAAGAGGUCUCGACCUGGCCGUGGAUAGUUUCCUGCGUGCUGCGGGUGUAUUUCGCCACAUCUACGAUACGUUCACGAAUGCCCCUUCGAUGGAUCUGAAACCGCAGGUCCUGGAUGUCCUCGUAUCGCUCAUGCUUUCGCAGGCUCGAGAAUGCCUAUUUGAGAAAUUGCAGCUACAAAUUGAGGCGAUAGGUCCCUCCGAUUGUAGUAGUUUCGAUUCUCAGUCGUUUGGCGAUUUGGCAGGAGAAGCUGCUCAAAUAUCGCACGAGUACAAUGAAAUGCACAAAAAUAUCCAGGCAAACGAUACACACACCUAUUUGCCGGAAUGUUGGGCUGGCUUGGUGCCAGUCAAAGCGGAACUCUAUAAAGCUUUUGCCCAUUUCUACAAGGCACGCAGCAUAGAUGCCACGGAUGAGCUUAAGGUUUCCACAAAAAAGAGCCCAGCUAAAUUAUCUACGGAAUCGUUUAUUGGCAAUUCCCAGGAGGUGGAGAGGAUCACCGAUAGUUACGGAACCAGCGAAGAAACCGCCACUUCCAUUGCAAACAAGCUGGCUCAUUUAAAGGAAGCUUUGGCCAGCAACGAGGAGGCCCAACGUCUGCAGCGUAUGUGCCGAUAUCUAAAGAAUAAGACAUCGCUCACGGAAGUCAUGAAGGAGUUGCACUCCAAAUCGCAGGAGGAAUACGACAAAUUCAGAUUGCAGGCAUCGGCCAAUAAUAUUGAAGAGGGUGAUCUAUUGGAGCGAGUCGUUGAAGCUUCCUCGAAAUUCACGUUAUCCUUGACGGGACCCGAUUUCACAUCGCACAAAGUAAAGGAUCCCUUUAAGCGCCUCGGACCGAUUGCAAUAUUUUCCGCGCGACGUCAUUGGACUGCGCCUCGAUGUGUCCGCUUGCAAAAGGGAUCCUCCCUUUAUCACAGCGUACCCUCCAACAAUAACAAAUGUCCUUUGGACAACGACGACGAGGAGCCCGACGGGGGAUACAACCUUUAUAAAGAAGAGUUCGAGAACUUUGGCUUCCAUGUGCGCGGCGAUGCUCCAGUCAUUAUUGCGCACGUUGAGAUUAAUUCACUGGCUGAUCUGGGCGGCAUCAAGGAAGGAGACUUCAUAGUCGAAAUAGCAGGCAUGGAUGUCAAGUGGUACUCCCAUCAGCAAGUUGUUCAGCUUAUUCAGUCUUGCGGCUCAACACUCGAAUUGAGAGUCAUAACGCCCAUGGAUCGCAAUUAUUUGAAGCCAUUGUCGUCGAAAGGUUCAUUGUCAACUUUAUCAGCGGCCAGUUCAUCGGGUAUUUCAUCUGGAUUUCCCAGCCCCACAAGUAUUGCGGCAAAGCCCAAACUUCACCUGAAGACAUCGUCCAAUUCCCGUCCCGCUGGCAGCGUUUCAUCUAGUUCGUGGAAUCCCUUUCGCCGAACUCCGAGCUUAGCUAAAAUAUUUUAAGUAGCUACCAGUUUUAUUUUAUGUUUUUUUGCUAUUGAGGCAAUGGCCAUUUCACGUUAAAAAUAAUGUUGUGAAGCUAAUGUUAAGCAAUAAACUUAAUUAUUUUUUAAAAACUUUAA
Molecule: messenger RNA, 2633 nt
Organism: Drosophila ficusphila
Lineage: Eukaryota; Metazoa; Arthropoda; Insecta; Diptera; Drosophilidae
Gene: Rhp
Product: rhophilin-2-A
Exons: 12
Coding region: 340-2514 (724 amino acids)
Biological process (GO): signal transduction; negative regulation of stress fiber assembly
Molecular function (GO): protein binding
Source: RefSeq, a predicted model, not a curated record